GUUUGAGGAAGAGCCAGACAAAACAAAUGAAGUACCGUGCUUGUUGGCGAUUAAAAAUACGAAUACGAAUGUUUUGAUUUCUUUCACAAGUUGCAAAUAUGUUCUAUUGUUUGGAAACGUGUAUUAGUUUUGUAGCAUGUUGUUUUAAAACAGAGAAAGUCAUUGUUUAAGCGGCUCGUAGGAAACUGGAGCCUCAGGUAACGUUAGCUAGCCUACGCCCCUGCGUGCUGAAGCAGGUACGUCGUGUUGGACCUCAUGGAGAGCGACCUGCACCAGAUCAUCCACUCUGCACAGACUCUGACCCCUGAGCACACGCGGUACUUUCUGUACCAGCUCCUUCGUGGCCUUAAGUAUGUGCACUCGGCCAACGUCAUCCACCGGGACCUCAAACCCUCCAACCUGCUGGUGAACGAAAACUGUGAGCUAAAAAUUGGUGACUUCGGCAUGGCGAGAGGUUUGAGCUCGCACCCUGAGGAUACUUACUCCUUCAUGACUGAGUAUGUGGCCACCCGGUGGUAUCGUGCGCCUGAGCUCCUGCUCUCUCUGAGUCACUACACGUUCGCCAUCGACCUGUGGUCYGUGGGCUGCAUCUUUGCGGAAAUGUUGGGUCGUAAGCAGCUUUUUCCCGGGAAGCACUACGUCCACCAGCUCCAGCUUAUUUUGAGCGUGCUGGGCACACCUCCUGAGGGUUUGAUCAGUUCUAUCAGGGCUGACAGGGUGCGCUCUUAUGUUCAGAGUCUUCCAUCGCGAACCCCGGUUCCUCUGGCUAAACUCUACCCACAAGCCGAACCAGGGGCUUUAGACCUUCUGGGGGCCAUGUUGCGCUUUGAUCCUCGUGACCGCAUUAGCGUGCGGGAAGCACUGGAGCACCCUUACCUGGCCAAGUACCAUGACCAAGACGACGAGCCCAACUGUGUGCCAGCUUUUGACUUUGAGUUUGACAAGCUUCCGAUGAAUAAAGAACAAAUCAAAGAGGCCAUUUUGAUGGAAAUUCAGGACUUUCAUAAAAAGAAACAGAUCUCCCGUCAGAGACUGCAGUUCAGGCCUUUGGCGAGAAAUAGUGGUGCUACGGCACAAAGCAGUAUUCAGUGCAACGCUCAGCCUGAAACUGUGACGGGACAAACAAUGGUUCCAAUUAAACAAGCACAACAAAUACAGCAAAUCAGAGAAGUGAAACCUCAACCGCCACAAGAUCCACCAGCAGAACUGAACCAAGCCUUCACAAACCAGAUGAAAACCUUUAAUGAGCCUGCAACACUUUUAGAGGUCGCCUCGCUUCAUGUGGCCCAUAAUUUGUCCCUCUUCAGUAAAAGUGAAGGCGAUCUGGUUGACGUGGACAUGCCCAGCGCCAACUCUGACAGCGGCCAGCCAGAGACGAUCGAUUUAACGACGCCGGUGUCCAGCCAGGAUGCUCCUCCAGAAGCCAUGAGAGACGGCGAGUCUUCUCAGGUGCCGAACACCCAGAACCGUUGCCUGGCUCAGGAUCCCACCUCCGUCCCUGCAACAAAAGCACAAAGCAUCACAUCUCUUCCCAACACCGUGCCUUCACUGUCUCUGUCUGCAGCACAGGCCCAGUCUCUCUCUCAGUCUCUCUCACAGUCCAUGUCUAAGAAAGGAAGGCCUCCUCCUCCACGUGCACCAGAAGGAACCAGAAAGGAAGGAGCAAUUUCAGAAGUUACUAAAACUGCACUGAAAGCAGCCCUACUGAAGUCAGCUCUCAGACACAAAACCAAGACUGGAGGUGCCUUGGUUCUGGGCAUCGACCCUGGCCUAGCAGGAGGCGUCUCGUUCUCCACAUAUUCUGGUCCAGAGUCGCGCCGGCCUGUCACAGCCCAGGAGCGUCAACGAGAAAGAGAAGAGAAAAGAAGGAAGAAGCAGGAACGGGCGAGAGAGAAGGAGAAAAAAAUGAAGGAAAAGGAGAAAAAAGAAGGAAAACAAGGAGACUUCCUGGGCGGGGUUCUGCUGAGCGACAACGACAAGAGCUUGCUGCAGCGCUGGACCAUGAUGGUGGACAGCCGCGGUGAGAAAUCUCAGCCUGGCAAUMACGAUGGAGCAAAUAAUCAAGACCUUGAUGUGAACUCGCUCCGAGCUGCAGCUGGUGGUGACAGAGCUCUGAACAAUGCGGUGGAUAAAGACGCGACAAAGAUUCAGCAUCGCGAGCAGGCAAGCUCUCAAGUCAAACCGAACCAGCCGGGGUUGUUUGAGCCUCCCAGAACGCAGCAGCUCCCGUUAGCUUUCUCCAUGAGCCAGAACAAGCCUCCAGCACAUAUGGUUGUUGCUGUAAGUGGAGAGAUAGAUAUGACGGUCUCUGAUGGAUUAGUUAAUAAAAACACAGUCAAACAUCACACCAAGGAAAGCAUUCAAAGUGGCUUCAGCUGUGUGGCAAAUUGGAGCGGCGCACGACUGGAGACGAGGCCACCGCAACAACCAAACAUGGCAUCACAGCCGCCGCCAUCAUCAUCAAGCUUUCUUCAACAACCUAACAAUCAAUCUCAAUAUGACCCCAAACUUCAGCCACAGCUGCUCCCGCAUGAAAGUUUUCUGUCCAAAACUGCAGCACUGAGCAGCAGAGAGACGAACAGAAUUGUGGACGUCAGAGUCCAGAACAUCAUCAACUCGACCGCAGCUACGGGACCAAUGGAGAAGCUUUGUCCUUCUAUAGAGGAGAAACCAACACAAAACAUACAUCACCUCUGUGGGACUUUAGGGGUUCCCUCGCAGCCACACCCCAGUUUAGGAUUUACAGAUACUGGUCAGCAGGGACCCUCCAUUGCCCCUGACAUCAAUAAAGUAACACAGCAGCUUUCAAAGUCCCAGGUAGAGGAUAUUUUACCUCCUGUGUUCUCAGUCACUCCGAAGGGCAGCGGGGCGGGCUACGGUGUGGGCUUUGACCUGGAUGACCUUCUCAACCAGUCCCUAACAGACCUGCAACACUGUGACCGGGACAGUUACGACUCAGCCCCGCUCUCGGCCUCCCUGUUAUCUGAUUGGAGCGAGGUCCACCGCAUGACUCCAGCUGACCUGGAGUCACUGCAGCAGGAGCUACAGCUCGGCUCGCCCAUGAUCCUCUCUGAUACCAUCCCCCCUGACGCUUGACUCACCCUUUCCAACAAAACAACUUUCAUUCAUUUAUUUUAAUUUUUUUUUUUACUGUCAAACACCUGAACAGAAAUGUUUUAAUUUAAUAUGA
Messenger RNA from Austrofundulus limnaeus, 3190 nucleotides. It is a transcript of the gene mapk7, whose product is annotated as mitogen-activated protein kinase 7. The record is from RefSeq and is a predicted model, not a curated record. Lineage: Eukaryota; Metazoa; Chordata; Actinopteri; Cyprinodontiformes; Rivulidae. Gene Ontology annotation, biological process: protein phosphorylation. Gene Ontology annotation, molecular function: MAP kinase activity; ATP binding.